Molecule: messenger RNA, 2390 nt
Organism: Ornithodoros turicata
Lineage: Eukaryota; Metazoa; Arthropoda; Arachnida; Ixodida; Argasidae
Exons: 2
Coding region: 193-2298 (701 amino acids)
Source: RefSeq, a predicted model, not a curated record
UACGGCAUGUCUAAUAUAAGAUAAUUAGUGCCGCUGAAUUGUAAGCGUUACCAUUUGAAGAGCUCGCGCCGAAGCGUAAUCAUCAAGAGCUUGGAUGCAGCUGUUCGAGGCUGACUUGUCCACAUGGUGUGCUCGGCUGGUGCUAUUUCCACGUCAAUUACGGGCCACGUGGUAACCAAUAUGCCCUGAAGGAUGACCAUAUCCCACCCUUCAAGAAAGAGGUUGCUAUACAUUUCCACAACAGUUCUUUUUCUCAGUGUCUGCAUCACUUCCACGGUGGGCUUUAUACCAGACCCUGGAAGGUACGAGACACCACAGGAAGCUGUUGAAUACGUGGCUUGGAGGGCCCUCAAUGAAGGACGACCUCCUUGUGUUACAAUCCGUCCUUUAGGUAUCAGCUUGUUCUGCGUCAUGGGCCACUGCACUUAUGACAGGACCGGGCGGUCCCUGUGCAAGUGUGAUGACAAUUUCACUGGCCUAACGUGUUCUGUUUAUGUUGGGAAAUGUACAUCUCCAGCAUUAUGUUACCCCCAUCUUUGUCAAGAUGAUCCAAGCAGAGAUCUCGGCUUCAAGUGUGUUUGCAACGAGGGUUACUAUGUACCAGAUGAUCCUAAAGCAUCAUUCUGUGCAAAAAACGAAACUGUGAUGGACAAUGUUGAAAUCACCGAAAGCAUAUCAGCACCUGAAGAGACUUCAGAACUGUCGGAACAGACACUAGCGCCUGCGACGGAAGAAUACAGUACACACAAUGAAACGCCUACUCUGAAGCAGAUGGGCAGACUAAAUUGGAAGCGGGACAAUAUUUCGGGUACGGGUGUUCUAUGUGCAAGUUCAGAUUUCCUGAUUUGCUUCAUAGAGCCCAAAGAAGAAAAUAAGGAUAUGGACGCCCUGUUUAAGAGAGCCUUGGAGAAAAUAGUGAGAGAAAAGCAAUUCAGGAACGAUUCAGGAAAUGCUUCCCUAAGUGUCAGCAUACCCCUGCCGACGACCCAAGAAGUGAAUAGCAGAGCAGACAGCAUUCAUGUUGAGCAUGACAACAUGCAGCAGCAGGACAACAUUAAGAGAGAAGCACAUCUUUCUCGUGUAUCACCAGAAGAGAAAAUGAAGGUUGUCAGAAACCACAAGAAAGGAGUCUUUUUCAUGCAAAGAAGAGCUGCUUCAACAUAUCGAACAUUAGAAAAAGAAAUUGCUGAUAACGUUCUCACCAAGGACCCUAAUCCUAUAAAUCAUAUUAUACAAGAUAACAGAGAAGUUGAAGAACAGAAACUGAAGGACGCGGUCUCUGACACUCUUUUAAAUGAUGGAACAAAAGGCCCAAAGAUGCCAAUGCCAGGCAGAGCUAUGCAGAGCUCGAAGGCAAUGCUUGUGGAAAACCCUUUACAAAACCAAGAAAAUGCAUACGCACAAUACCCGAAUCUAAUGAGCGUAUCACAAAGUCAGCCUCACUCAGAAGUGCACGCUGUUGGUAUUGAAUCCAGUGAAGCUGUUCAGAAACACCACCAUAUAGAUAAACACGCCGACUUUGAAACAGCAGAUGAUAUAAUAGCUGACUUGAAGCACACAGUUCAAACGUCGGAACACGAUAGGGUCAAUGGUACAAAUUCCUCGGGCAUUAGUAAUUUGAGUUAUAGGAUGGCCAGCUUUGUGCAAGCUCAGAAUGAAAGUAGCCUCAAAAACAGGAAUGCUUUGAUUACAAUGGUCGAAAAGGCCAGGGAUGAACAUGCUACUGGAGGAACAAAUGGGACACAUCCAGUGAAUGAUGCUGAAACCUCAGUUUCAUCACAUAAAGCCAACAGCUGGAACACCAGUAGCGAAGACAGUACAGGAAAACUGGAAGCUUCAGAAACCAAAGAAGACCGCGACCCAUUAAUUAAAACACCAAUGCUACAAAGUGUGGGAAAUAGUGAGACAAAAAUUCUGACUCUAUCAGAAGCACAUCCUGAAGGAAGCCAAGAAGGAAGGUCAUAUUACAUUUCGAAAGUGGAAAGCAGCUCUCAAAUACUUCAUCCUCCGAAAGGACAGCCAGAGGAAAAGAUUCACGAGUUACAGCAAACACGAUUAGGUGCCAUCGUGCACCAUAGUAAGCUAGGAGGGACAAUGAUGAAAGUCAGCAGUAAAACACUUGCACUUGGUGCUGAAAGACAAAGUGGCUUCAGAACUGUGAAAGGAAAGAGUCAAGUACCUUUGCUUCUAUUUAACGUCACAGUACUGGGAGACAGUAAGAACAAUACAUCUCACUAUUUUUUUCCAGCAGAAGGUACCAAGGGUGUGUUGAUAACAUGGGACAUCUAUAGACCUUAAGCAAGAUGAGUGUACUAUUCCAUGAGCAUUGUUAUCUUGUUUUAUUGUACUCAUUAUGCUAUUGAAUAUAUGUGUUAUCUUAGUACCUUGAA